CUGCCAGAGUGAGCUAAAAAUUGUUGCGUAUGCGUGUGCAAAGCAUAUGCAUAGCAUAUUUUCUUGUUUAAAACAAUUCUUUUGUGCAAAAAAUUGUGCAAAAUCAUAUGUAGAACUUAUGUCUGAUACAAGUGCUCUGGAAUUAUGUAUCAGUUGUAGUGCGAGCUGCAGUAGCAGGCGCAAAAGAAGAAAGUGAAGCAGCUACAACAACAACAGCAGCGACAACAACAACAAAACAGCAGCAACAAAUUUUGUAAAAGCGAAAAAGAAAUAUAUAUACAUAUAUAUAUAUUUGUACACAAUCAAACGCACACGCAACGUGCUCGCACCAGCCCCAUUAUAAAUUCAAGAAACAACAGCUACAAAAACAGCAAUUGCAAUGUCCAAUGGUGACGAUGUGCUAGACAACUGGGAAGAAAUUGACGAGGCAGGCCUUUGCAUGACGCUUCAAACGAAACUGCAAACCGCCGACAACGACUCCAGUUGCACCUUUAAGCCCGCCUCAACAGCUGAAACAGCAGCCACUAGCAAAAUGAAAUUACUUCAACGGCCGCAGAGCAUGCAGGAGAGCAGUGGCGGUGGCAGCGCAGCAACGGCCGCAGUCGUGGCGCCAAAGCAAAUCAUGAUUGCCAAGAAGCCGCCAACGUCUGCGACAUCAGUGGAUGACGAAUCGAGUGCGCCGUCUGCGCCUGUUAUGAUGGUGCUGCAUAAAUCGAGCAGCGAGUACGAUGCUGCCAAUUAUGCCACGCCCAUUAGCAAUCAAACGGUGAAAAUCUUGAGACGACCCGCACAGGCCGAAGAGCGUCGCGAUAUGAACGGCAUACGACCCAAGCAGCCCAUCAAAACUCUGCAGCAGAGAGAGCAGGAAUACGCACAGGCACGCCUACGCAUACUGGGAAGCGCCAAGAAUCCAGAGGACGAUAAACCUGCUGCGGCCGCAACCCUCGUGGUGCUAUCAACCCCAGUGCAGCCGGAGGUGACGACAACAACGCCGACAGCGUCCAACUUCAAUAACAACAAUAAUAAUAACAACAUUGGCAGUGGCAUUCAGUCAGCUAAUAAUGCAUCACCUGGCAUGCAUCGAUCCACAUCGGCGCCAAAGAUGUCACAGACGGCGCCCUUUUACAACAACUACAACAAUUACUAUCAGCCGCCGCCAAAUACAGCCCCCAUGGGCUAUUUCUAUCAGCAGACACCGUCGAUGCAUCAGCCACAUCAACAGCAGCAGCAUCAGCAGCAAACUUCGCCACAAUCUCUGGCGCAUUACAAUCAACGCCUGUCGCAGUAUAUGACAGGCGCCACUGUGACAGCAGCAGGAGCUGCAACGGCCAAUCCUCAGCAGAGUUGGUCGCCGGUUGUGGGAGGCAGUGUUUCGGCGGCGCUGCUGCGUCAGCAAUCGUUGCAACAGCAUCAGGCACAGCCACAGCCACCGCCGCCCCACUAUGCACAUCCAUACAAUGAUAACGUACUACGCUUGCCACGUGGUCCGUGUCCCAAUGGCACGAUCGGAUUUCAGAUGCGUCGGUAACAGGCGGCUGGAUGGAUGCAACCGAGCUAUCUAUUAUUUCAAUUAUCCCAUGCCAACUGAAAGCAUGCAUUCAAAAUUGUCAUUUCUGAGAUUGCAUUAAGUAAUUUGUGUUGCUUUAUACACAUUUAUAUAUGCAUAUAUAUAAAUAUUUAUUCACUCUUUUUCAUGUGGCAAAUUUGAGAGCUGCAAUCAACCAACUAUGUAAACAAAUUUAUGACGGAGUUUGGUAGUUAUAUUGUAAAU
Messenger RNA from Drosophila navojoa, 1771 nucleotides. RefSeq lists its product as uncharacterized. The record is from RefSeq and is a predicted model, not a curated record. Lineage: Eukaryota; Metazoa; Arthropoda; Insecta; Diptera; Drosophilidae.